Messenger RNA from Cryptomeria japonica (Japanese cedar), 5246 nucleotides. RefSeq lists its product as uncharacterized. NCBI's taxonomy places the organism in Eukaryota, Viridiplantae, Streptophyta, Pinopsida, Cupressales, Cupressaceae. Gene Ontology annotation, biological process: translational initiation; ribosome disassembly. Gene Ontology annotation, molecular function: translation initiation factor activity; ribosome binding. The coding region runs from base 719 to 4501 and encodes 1260 amino acids. The transcript is spliced from 5 exons. The record is from RefSeq and is a predicted model, not a curated record.
AUUGAUAUUUGUAUUGAUUGAGUUUGUGGAGCCAAGGGUUUCUGCAGAUCUAUUUGUCUUUGGGAACGAUACCUCCCAUUGAUAGCAUAACUGAGGGAGUGAAACAUCUCUUGAAGGGUUGCAGCUGGAGGUGAUAAUUCAGUCAUCUCAUUGGUACUAAUUUGUGGCUAAAGGCCAACCUGCUAGGUACGAACUUGAGAAGACAUUGGAGACAUUUGGAGACAAUAGGGCCUCAUUGUUUGUCUACGCGGAGCUGAUUACAUCUACCUCACUUCUGAGUUUAAUCUCAGUAAUUUUCAGACUUUAUCAGAUUGGAGGAGAGCCACGAUUUGGCUCAUUUUGGCCCACACUUGCAUCAGCAGACUAAGAAGGGUUAGGCGAUCCUUAGGAGCAUUUGAGGUGGUUCCAGUUGAUAUAUCAGGUCUGAAGCAAGAUCGACCAGUCCUACCAUAACCACGAUUUUUGCUUAUAACUUCAUCUAUGAGCCUUGAUUCAGUCCCAGAUUGGAGCGACCACUUGGAAGGGAUCUAUCGAUGAUGUAGAUGUUUCAUAAGGAGUGAAAGAGCUGAUAAUUAUUUAUUAUUGCCACUUGCUUCAGAACAGGGGCAAUUUUGACUAAGGGUUCGAUUUGGCAUAAUGGAGGCUUGAGGAGACUUGAUAUUGCUUGUUUCUUCAUCUAGACACCAAGGAGCAGAAGGACCUUGAAAGGAAAGCAGAAAUGGCAAAGCGGCUCCUGGAACGUGGUUACCGUGUAAAGUGUAUGGCAAUGGGCUCGGCACAGGAAAUUUUGGAAGAACAACUAUCACGGCUUUCAACUUUGAUGGAAGAUUAUUCCAUUGUGGAAAAUGGGCCUAAGGUAGAUAAAAAAGGUGCAUGGUUAAUAGUGAAGCAUAUCAAGUUUGGACGUGCAAAGAAAAAUGAAGCACAAGAAACUACCAAGCUGGUUGAAACAAGUACGAGUGAAAUGGAAAGGGGUAAUUCUAAUGAAACAAGUGAGAGUGAAAACAAGAAGCUUGAUAGAGUUGUGUUCCCUGAGGGUGUAUUUAAAAGAGAAUGCAGCCAAUUUGAAGAGUAUGCUCCUCUUGAGAAGUUCAAAGAGUUUGCUUCUGAAGAAGUUUCUAGUGUAGAUAGAAUAGAAGAAAUCCCUAAUGCUGAUGCCCUAUUAACCAUAGAUACAGUAGAAGGAAUACCUAGCGCUGAUGCUCUUUUAAUCAGUGAGAGAAAUAACAAAAUUUCAUCACUUAAUGAAGAAUUCAAGGAAGAAUGUGUAUCAAUUGAAGAGAAAGAUACUACUGAGUAUCGCAAAGAUUUUGCAGCUGAAGAAGUUCCAUGCAUAGAUAGAGUCCAAGAAGUCCCUGCCAAUUUCCUUUUAUCUAGUGAAAGAGAAAUGCAUACUAAUAAUGCUCUCAAAGAAGAGCCAGUGGUUGUUGACAGCAUCAAUUAUACUGAAACAAAAGCCAAGCUUGGAAAUUUAAAUGCUAGUAAACAUGAUGAUUUUGAUCAACCAAUGGAAACUCUUUCUAACACCCAUUCUGUAUUGCAUCAUCAUAAUGCUUCAAAUACUGGAAAACAGUUUCCUUUAGAUCGUCCUUUUAAGCAAUCUCUUGGUUCUACCAAAGCUAAAGACAUUGAAAUUCUGAAGCAGGAGCACUCUGCCUUGCACAUGUCUGCUAAUUUGAGCAAUGGACCAGCAGAACAAGACCAGCUUGAGAAUUAUAAACAUAAGCAGUCUGUACCAGUUAAUGCUUCAAGGCAAGUUAUAUUUGGCAAAAUUCACAGUGACCAAGGGCGUGAUGUUUCAAAUGUUGAGAAGCCACAAACUGUAGAUUCAGUUUCUGAGUCUGCCAGUGGUUCCAUCAUGGCUAAUGCAAAAGAUGCAACCGAUGACCAUAAGAUUCAUGGUUCCACAGUGAGUGUAUUAACAAGCACUAUUUUUGAAGACAUUCAAACCUCACCUAUCAAGUUGAACCAUGCCACUCCAUCAAAAGAUCAACAGAAAAUGACAAAUAGCACUCCAAAAAUUUCUGCUGCUAGUUUAAGGCAAGCCCUUGUCAACCGCAGUUCUGGUAACCAAGAAAAAACAGGAAAGCGACCUUUGGCAGAUAUUCUUCCCAAGAAGGCCAAUGAAUCCCGGUGGGCUAUUUUGAAACAGGUAAAGCCAGCACAUUUUGAUGGCAAUAAAAAUAGCUCCCAAAUUAGUGAAGUAACAAGUAAUAUUGUUGAAGAGCUGCAGAUCUCACCUGCCACUUUGAAUAAUGUUACUGCAGCACAAGAUUCACACAGUAUCUCAGUUGGCAGUGCACAAAUUUCUGUUGGUGGAUUGAGGCAAGUUCUUGCCAACAGCAAUUCUGAUGACAAAGAAGGUGCAUCAGAAACAGGAAAGUGGCCUUUGGAAAAUUUGCUUUCAAAGAAAGUAUGUGAAUCUAGGGGGGAUAUUUUAGGGCAUCAUAAGCCAUCAUGUUUUGAUGGCAAUAAUAAUACCACCACAAGUGAAAUAAAAAGCAAUAUUUUUGAAAAGGUGCAAACCUCAGCCCUUGAUUUGAAUAAUUAUGCUGCAACACAAGAUCAACAGAAUGUAGCAAUUAGCAGUCAUCAAAUUGCUUCCGAAUCUCUAGGGCAAGUUCUUGGUAACUGCAGUUCUAAUAACCAGGAAAUAAGUGUAUCAGAAAGAGGAAAGGAACCUUUGAUUGAUACGAUUCUCAGAAAGCACAGUGAACCUCAGCAGGCAACAUUUAAACAGAUAAAGCCAUCAAAUUCUGAAGAUAAAAAUAUUGUAGCAAACGUUCAACUUGAAUUUUCAAAUGUUGAGUGUCAUGCUGUCAGGGAUGACACAAGGCAAGAUCCUCCUUACGCCAGUCCUAGUAACAAAGGGCAUGACAUUUCAAAUAUAGGAAAGCAAAUACCUUUAGCAUCUGAAUCUGUCCCAGCUAAAGUUUUAUUUGAAACUAAUGAAAUUUUUCCACAGGGUCAAUUCUUGGCUAUUAAUGCAAAUGAAGAUGCUACCACACAAAGUGAAAUCGGAGUAAAAGUUUUGAAACAAGCUAUUUCCAGUGAGCACAAAAAUCUGCCACUGUCAGGCGUUCAAGUGAUUAGUAAUCCCUUGCCAAGAGAUCCAUUGGAAAUUCCAAGUACUAAAAGCAUCCCUUGGGACGAUGGAAGGAAAGUUCCGACUGGUGAAAAUCCUAUUGGUCGAGGGAAGCACUCUUCAGUCACAGGAAAGCAGCCUCCUUCAAAUUCAUUGUCCGAGCAAGCUUCUGUUUCAGGAGGAUCUUGCUGGGGUGUUUUCAGCCAGCCAAAAAGCUGUGUUGUUGAAACUCAAAGACAUCCGGCAAAGUCAACAGAGAAUCAGUCUAAUCCAUCAAGUUUUGACAAUUAUAAGGAUGCCACCACAACUAUUGCAGCAACAAGCAAUGGUAACCUCAAAAAGUGUGUUCCAGAAAAAGAAAAGCAGCCUUUGGCAAAUUUGCAUCCCGAGAAGGCCAGCGAAUCUCAGUCAACCACUUUUACAUGGAUAAAGCCGUCACAUUUUGAGGGUGAUGAUAAUACUACAACACAGGAUCAACCUAGAGUUUCAAAUUCUAAUUAUCACUCUAACAGUGAUAACACAAAGCAAAAUCAUUAUAGUUCUAACAGCCAAGGGGAUAAUAUUUCAAAUGUAGAAAAGCAAAUACCUGUAGCAUCAGAUUCAACUCCUGUCAAAGUAUUGGAAGAAACUUACAGUAUAUUAUCAUAUGGACAAUCAUCUGCCGUUGAUGUAAAUGGUGCUUCUCCAAUGCAAACAGAAAAUAGAAUUCAAAAUACCAAACUAACUAUUCCCAGUGAACAUAAGAAACAAGAUCUUUCUGGUAUCAAAUCUAUUCUGGGAGGGCAUUCUGCUAAAAAGGAAGUCACACAGAAAUCUGUUGAUUUGAGUCCUAAGCCAGUCAGUAAGACAGGAGUGUCUACUUAUGGUAUUUCCAAGCAGCUGCCACUGUCAUCUGUUCGAGUGAAUAAUACUGCCAUGCCAAGAGAUUCAUUGGAGAUUCCAAACUAUGACACUAUCCAAUGGGAUGAUGCAAGGAAAGCUCCCGCUGUUGACAGUCCAAGAGACCAAGGGAACCAUGCUUCAUUCACAGGAAAACAGUCUCCUAAUGUUUCAUAUCCUAGGCAAGCUUCUGUUACAGGAGGUUCUCGCUGGGGUAUUUUCAGUCAGCAAAAAGGUUCUGUUCUUCAAAAUCAAAGAGAUCCUGUAAAGAUGUCACAGUAUCAAUCUAAAGAACCUAAUAUCAUUCGGGAAACCAAUAUUGGUGCAUCUAUUGAAACUCAAAGUGAUGCAGAACCGAGACAUCUUCACAUUCAAACCCAAAUGAAGGUUCCCAUCAGUGGUACUGGUACCCCAAAGCUGGAUUUACUGCAGACUGAAAAUAAGAUUGUUACUGAGCCAAAACAAAAAGGUUGGGGUAUAUUCAGCAAGAAGGUUCCUACCAAGCAUUUGGAUACUAAGGAGAAAUCAGAAUUGUGAUAAUGGAGAUUCCAGAGUGUGUAUGCAAGGCAUUGAAAAGAUGCAUAAGGUGGGCACUGCAUGUCAUUGUACAUUAAUUUUGUUCAGCUACGAAGGUUGCUUCCCUCUUGCAUACAAAUAAUCCUAUUAGUUUGGUGGAUUUUGAAAUCCAGCAGUACAUUGCAUGGAAUUACAGUUGUGCGUUUUGCCAAAAAUCUUUACGAGUGAAAUUGGAGAAAUAAUUGCUCCAAUAGCUACUACAUAAAGUGUAUAGGCUGUACGAAGUAGUUUUAUUGUCCAAAAUCAACGAGACAGUUUCUAGAUUCUAGGUACCAUCUGAGUUUCAUGAGAAGCCUCCACAAUUUUCCAUGCAUUUUCUUCAAAAAAUUUCUCGUAUGAUUUCCUUUCUUUUUAGCUUAGUUUUUAAAUAAACUUAUUUUUUAUUUCUUCCAUCCAGAAAGCAGAUUGGAUAGUCGCUUUAUGAUCAUGAUUGGGGCCCAAUGCUGGUUCCUUCCAUUGCUUCAUUCAAUAUACGUUUAUCCUUUUUAGCGUAUUUGUGUAAUAGAAUAUGAAUGCAAUGGUUAUUUUUUUUACAGAAGCAGGGCACUAUCUAAAUUAAAAGUAACAAUGUCUCUCAACAAAAUAACAUUGCAAGUAAAUGUAACUGAACAGAAAAGCGGGACUCUUUUCAAAAGAAGAUGAAGUAUUAUCUGCUACUGGAUGCAAUUAUCAUUUCACCUUUAAAGAUGCAUCCAGCUUAUUUUUA